AUGGUGGCAGCCUUUGAAAUCAAACAAGAAGAAGAAAUAGAAGAACAGCUCAGUGACCAUGAAGACGGCGAGCUGUCGACUGACGAAGAUGAAGCACCGACUGAAAUUCCAGCUAACAAACCAAACUGUAGGUGGUUUAAUUUACGCAAACCUUAUUAUUUCUGUUUUUUUCAGUACUGAUAGACUAUCCCUCAUCGGACGACGAAGUGCCGCCAGAAGAAGUCAUCAAAGCGUACGCGGAGAAAGUGAAGAAAGUAGAAGUGGAAGCAGUUGAAGUCGAUUCGAAAAUGUGUAGAGUCUGCGUGAAGAAUGAACAUAAAUAUAGAUGUCCCAGGUGCGAUAUCCGCACGUGCUCCCUUGAUUGCUCGAAAAAACACAAAGUAGACAAUGAUGUAAGCGUUUGGAAAGUUUUCCGUAAAAUAAUAAUUGAUUUUAAAGUGUGAUGGUGUCAGACAGCCUUUCGCAAAAGUCGCGAAGCUAUCACAAUACGAUCCACAGAAGUCGAUCGACGACCAGAAGUUCAUGCAGUUGUUGAAAGAAAAAGUCGGAUUAGGAACAGAACAAAACGCAGCAUCUAGCAGCGAAGUGACUAAUUCUGACGGAGAGGAGAAGCCGGUGGAUACGAACGCUCUCAGAUACACAACGAAUUCUCCAACUGAACGUUACCUUCUAAACGCCGCCAGAUUCCGUCAUGUCUGGCUGGGCUUCACGGAUGCACCAGGAAACGAAAGCAGACACGAACAACACUCGGACACUGUAUUCUGGAAUAUGAAGCUUGCAUUUAAGAAGCAAAAAGCGGACGGAGAAGUGGAAGUAUUCGAAAAGAUUGUUACUAACAUUCCGGAGACGAUUCGUCUGGUCACAGUGCUCAAACAGUUCUUCAAGCCACGUCAGUACGGUUGCAUUGUGUCAGAGAGCGAUCUGGAAAUGCAGAAGUUGAAGCCGUUUAUCGAGAGAGGAAUUGACGACGUGAAUAUAUUCAUGGAAGUUCACGGAAGACCGGAUCGUUUCUACGGAGUUCUCGCUAACAACACAGUUCUCGAAGCGACCAGAAAUCGUGUUGUGGCCGAUCACCCAAAGUUCGUGAUUAUUUUGAAGGACGAAUUCAUCGAUAUGCAACUCUUGUCUCCGGAAGAGUUGGAGCAGAUUCAAGCGAAAUACGGAGGAGUUUCCCAUGGAAAUGAACGAUUCGGCGGCGGAGGACACCGAGGACGUGGUGGAAGGGGAUUCCAUCGAGGAGGCGGACGAGGUGGCGGCGGACAGCACCAUCACAUCAAUUCCAGAGUUUGUCUUCAGUUGUCCCUAUCUGAAAAACAUUUCUUCGUUUUAGAAAAGACCAGGACAAGGUGGUUAUGAUGGCGGAUUCAAGAGAGGAAGAGGCGGAAACUUCAACAGCGGAAAUCGUCGUGGAGGAUAUCAGAAUAGAAAUAACGUAGAUUCCUUUGACCCGUUCGAGCCGUUUGCAGGACCGGUGCGCCUUCCGGUCGAGUACAAUUCCUAGAGUUUAUUUUCACAUUAAAAUUUUGUUAUAUUGUGUUGAAACAUUUCUUGUACACCCUUGUUGAUUUUUUGAUUUUCGCUUUAUCCAUCAUGAAGUUGAUCACUCACCUUUCUUUCUUUACAUUACCCAUAGAAUUCUGCGUAACAAUCGCCACCCUUACUCAUCCACAUUCACCCAAAACAUUGAAACGAGAACUUUAGAGUUUAGAUUAAUGUCGGACAUGCCAUCAACAUCCGCCGGCCUGCCGGAAGAGGUGAACGACGACGACGUGGCGGACCUUCUGGAGGACAACGACGAUGACGACAUGAACGGAAUGCUGCACGGAGUGAAUGUGCUCUCGCAUCUGGCGGGCAUGGAAAGCGAGAACGGAGAACAGCUUGAAGAAGGAGACGUGGAGGGGAUGGAUGGAGAUCAGUUGGUGCAGGUGAUCAAUAUGUUCAUGAGAAACGAAUGCAGUUACGAUCAAGUGAUGCGAGUGAGCGGAGGGCAGACACUUCAAGAAGAACUCGGCGAAGGAAGACGACGGCAGAUCAGAUUGGGAGAUGAGGACGGAGUGGAAGAGGUGAACGCGGCUGCAGAGGAGUACUACGAGGAAGAGGAGCAAGAGACGAUGGAGGAGUACGAGGACGACGAGGACGCGGUGCUCAUGGACGAGGUGGAGUCGUCGGCGAUGCACGCGAAUAGAGGAAUUCCGAUGAGAGUACCCUCUCGAAUCGAGGAUCGAUUCGAUGCGUUACCGGAAGAAGCGAGAUAUAUAGUAAACCAAAUGAUGGGAGAGUCGGCUUUGAGCCUCGGCGUCUCCGAAGGUCCCAUGAAGAGCAUAUCAGAAGCACUCCGAUCUCAGUUCGAUCGGACCAGCGGGGAGAGAGAACAGCCGCCCCUGAAACAAGUGAAGCUGGAGGGGGAAGCCCAUUCUUCUUCACAAGAUGACACUUCAGGAGGAGGAGAGCCGCGAGAACGAGAUAGGGGAAAAGCGAAGAGACUGGAUUCACUGCUCGGACAGGCGAAUGUGCUGGCAGCACGCGGAAAUGUCACGGAUGCGAUGGAACUGCUUCGGGAGGUGAUCAGACAGGAUCACAAGCACGCAAUGGCCUACCAGCAGAUAGCCACCGUGUACGAGCAAGAGGGCGAUCAUCAGAAAGCCCUUCAGUUCGGACUUCUCGCUUCGCAUCUGGAUCCACGAACUCCGGCCGAAGAUUGGGUGCACUGGGGAGACGAGGCUACCAAAUUCAAUAUGCUCGACGAGGCGGCGCUUUGCUACGACAGAGCGGUGCACUUGAACCAGGAGAACUGGAAGUAUUACGAAAAACGAAUAGACAUAUUGGACCAACUCAACCUGAGACCGUUGGCAAUGCGAACGCGCCUCCAGGCAGCCCAAUCCAUCAACCAUCAUCUGGCCGACGUGGACUUUCAGUGGUUCAACGAACUGAUUCGAAAAGUCGCACACUAUUACAUUACGAUGAACGACGAGGAGAAAGCCAUUCUAGCGCUGGAAGCGUUUGUGCUAAGAAGUCGAGAGUUUGGAGAGAAUGCGGAGGCGCAGCACGAAACGCUCGUCAAAAUGCAUAUGACGAAGAACAAGUUCCACCAGGCCGGAAAGUCGAUCGUUUCCCUUUGCAAAGGAGUUCGGGCAGUGCACAAAGAGACGAAAGAACCGGCGUGCGACGUGAGAAAGUUUAAAGGUUCUCGCGUAGAAAUAUAGUUUUUUUUUUGCAGAUCAAGUACACAAACGGAACGUACGAAUGUCUUCCGUUUCCUCCUAUUGGCCAGGUUGAGUAUGAAAUCGACGUUAGUCAGUUUCCGAUCAGCAUGCAUUGCCAUCUGAUUAUAUGUCUGUUCUGUCUGAAUGAGAUUGAUCAGUCGACAGAUUUAGAAGAACAACUGUUGAAACGAACGGUGACGGCUGGCGACGAAUCGUUUGUUCUGGAUGUGCCACGAGCAUACAAGGCAAGAGGAAAUCCACGAUUUUCCAUGGUAACUAGCUUUUCUUCUUGUUCCUCUCAAACUGUCAAAUUUGCAGAGAUUCCUGGUAGAACUGGCAAAAAAUCAGUCGUACGACUGGGAUACCUCCGGGGACUACUGGUACCUGAAAGGAUGUCUCGAGAUGGCGCAGAAGAACGACGCCGCCGCGAUGGAGGCAUUUGAGAAGGUUCUCAAUCUGCAGCCGGAUCACAUCGACAACCGCAUCCAUCUGUCCACUCUCCAGCAAAAGGCGGGGCUCUUUGACAAAGCGCUCGAAACUCUGCAGGACUACGACCUCGAUAACUGCUCCGCGAUGCCCGAUGAACGUCUUCUCACGCGUCAAGCCGAUGUGCUCUUCGAAGCGGGAGACUCGGAGCAGUUCGUACGGACGACCCGGAUGAUGCUCGCUCCGCACUUCUACAAAAUCUACACAGCCGCAGAAUCACAGAAAAAGCGACGCAGCGUUAAGGGAAAGACUGGAAGUGAGUGGGAAUUCCCGUGCUUAGAAAUAAUGUUAUUUGAGCUCCAGUGCUAAGCAGCACACUGAGAACGUGCGCGCAGAGUGUGAUCAAACACACCAACUGGGAAAGACUCGUCAAGAGACUCGGAGCAACUGUGGAAGCGAACGGAGGGUUCCAGACGACGAUGACCGCUGUGGAUGUGAGAUAGAAAGAGUGUACCGAUUAAAACGUUUUAUCUUCAGCUGCACGACUAUUGUAUGAAACUGGUAGGAUGUCUGAACAAGAUGGAAAAGCAUCACGACGCGCUGAUCGUCUGCUGUUAUGCCUUCCUUCAUCCAAUUCUCUUCAAAGAGGACAAGUGAGAGUUCCCCGAAAAGAGCGAUUCCAAUUCAAGUGCUUUCAGAACGACCACAUUUCAAAAUCUAAUUUACUUCUGCGCGAUCAAAGCUCAUUGCUGGAAUCUGGCGUUCGAGUACGUCCGCUACUUCUACACGUUCGCGCUCACCACGCACGCAGAUGGAAGCAAUGUGGCCGCGUUGGACAUGCUGCACAGGCGGCUCUUCAACGCGAUGAACUUUGUGUUCGUCAACUCGCAGAACGUGUGCUACCAUCGUUUCAUCAUGAGGGCUCUCGCGAAAACCAAGGACAACCACGCACUGCAGGCGAUUUCCGGCAACAAUUCUCUGAUCACGGGAACGUAUCGGCACGCGAUGGGCGAAUACCUGCGUGUGUGGGUGAAGAACAAGAAGAACCCGCUGAUCUGUCUACUUCUCGCACUCACCUUCACCCACAUGUCGUGCAAAAAGGAUCUGUCCAGUCGGCAUCUGAUCAGCAUUCGUGGCAUUGCGUUCAUGAAAAAGUACUCGAAAGUGCGCACGUGCCAGCAGGAGAUCUACUACAACACAGCCAGAAUGUUCCAUCAGAUGUCCAUCCUGCCGCUUGCCAAACACUUUUACGAUAAAGUUCUGGAAGAAGCGCCUCCGACUGUGUUUGCGUUCGACGACGAGGGCAACGAAAUUACGAAGGAGGCACUGAGGUACGCCAUAAAAAACAAAAGACAGUUAAACAUUUUGAAUCUGACAUGUUUCAGAUACGAUUUGAGAAAGAUGGCCGCACACAACCUCGCACUGAUCUACCGUACCUCUGGAAAUAACUAUGCGGCGAGAGAAAUCUAUGAAAAAUAUCUUGUUGUUUGA
Messenger RNA from Caenorhabditis sp. 36 PRJEB53466, 5120 nucleotides. The record is from the annotation of a GenBank genome assembly. Lineage: Eukaryota; Metazoa; Nematoda; Chromadorea; Rhabditida; Rhabditidae.